AUUUCUAUUUCUUCUGCGCUCCUUCCUCUCCACCCUCCCCAUCUCUGUCCACGUUUGCUUCUUUCUCCCUGUGUAUUAUCUAUUCCCUCUAUCCAUCCUUCGACCCGCAUAUUCUAGAUCUCACAUCCAUCAUGGCUCCCAGGGUCAUCGUUGUUGGUGGUGGCUUAUCUGGCCUCAGCGCCGCUCACACCGUUUAUCUGAAUGGUGGAAAUGUCUUGGUUCUGGACAAGCAGGGCUUCUUCGGUGGCAACUCCACCAAAGCCACAUCCGGUAUUAACGGUGCCCUGACAAGAACACAGACCGAUCUUGGUAUCCAAGACAGCGUCAAGCAGUUCUACGAAGAUACCCUCAAGUCCGCCCGCGACAAGGCUCGUCCUGAUCUCAUCAAAGUCUUGACCUACAAGUCUGCUUCUGCUGUUGAGUGGCUUCAGGAUGUCUUCAACCUUGAUCUUACACUGGUAUCUCGUCUCGGAGGUCACUCCUUCCCCCGUACACACCGUGGCCAUGACGCCAAAUUCCCUGGCAUGGCCAUCACAUACGCGUUGAUGCAGCGACUAGAAGAGCUUACCGAGUCCGAGCCUGACCGUGUCCAGGUCAUCAAGAAGGCCCGUGUCACUUCCGUUAACAAGGAGGGCAACCAUGUCACUGGUGUCACCUACGAGUACAACGGCGAGACUCACACUGCCGAUGGUGUUGUUGUUCUCGCCACUGGUGGUUAUGCUGCCGAUUUCACAGAGGAUUCCCUGCUCAAGAAGCACCGUCCCGACACCUUCGGCCUGUCCAGCACCAACGGCACUCACGCCACCGGCGACGGCCAGAAAAUGCUCAUGGCCAUCGGUGCCAAUGGCAUUGACAUGGACAAGGUGCAAGUCCACCCCACUGGUCUGAUCGACCCUAAAGACCCUACUUCCAAGUGGAAGUUCUUGGCUGCGGAGGCUCUCCGUGGUGAAGGUGGUUUAUUGCUUAACUCGGAUGGACAGCGAUUCUCCGACGAGUUGGGUCACCGUGACUACGUCUCGGGCCAGAUGUGGAAGGAGAAGGAGAAGGGCAAGUGGCCCAUCCGCCUUGUCCUCAACAGCAAGGCCUCCAAUGUCCUUGACUUCCACACCCGCCAUUACUCUGGUCGUGGCCUCAUGAAGAAGAUAAGCGGAAAGGAGCUUGCCAAGGAAAUUGGCUGCGGAGAGGCUGCCCUGAAGAAGACCUUUGAUGACUACAACCAGAUCGCCGAGGGCAAGAAGAAGGACCCAUGGAACAAGAAGUUCUUCCACAACUUGCCCUUCAGCAUUGAUGACACUUUCCACGUUGCCUUGAUGGAGCCUGUGCUCCACUUUACCAUGGGUGGUAUCGAAAUCAACGACCAGGCCCAGGUCUUAAACUCAGAGCUCAAGCCUUUCGAUGGUUUGUACGCCUGCGGUGAGUUGGCUGGUGGUGUCCACGGUGCCAACCGUCUGGGUGGUUCAUCUCUACUCGGUUGUGUCGUUUACGGCCGUGUUGCCGGUGACAGUGCCAGCCAGUACCUCUUCCAGAAGGUCUUGACUGGCGGCGCGUCUGCUGCUCAGCAACGUCUUGGCCAGAUCUCUCUUCACAUCGACCCAUCUACCCCUGGUAAGAUCUCGGUCGAGUGGAAUGGCUCUGACAAGAAGGACCCAGCGUCGGCCCGCGUCGAGGCCCCAUCCGCUGUUGCCGCAGCUCCCGCUGCAGCCCCCACUACCUCUUCCAGUUCCGCCGGACCCGCUGCCAAGGAUGUUUCUGAGUUCAAGGUCCCCGAGAAGGAAUUCACCAUGGAGGAGGUUGCCAAGCAUAACAAGAAGGAUGACUUGUGGAUUGUUGUCAAGGGAGUUGUCAUGGAUGUGACCAACUGGCUCGAUGAGCACCCUGGUGGCGCCCCGGCUUUGUUCAGCCAUAUGGGUCGUGAUGCUUCCGAGGAAUUCGAAAUGCUUCACGAUGACGAGGUUAUUCCCAAAUACGCCUCGCAGAUUGUUAUUGGCCGUGUCAAGGGCCAACAGCCCCGAUUGGAAUACUAAUUUCAUUUCAAAAAGAAGAGAAGAGAAUAUACACUGGAGUUGAAGAGCUAACUGUGUGACUAUUUGCAUUUAUGAUUGCGUUUACUUUGUUAUGACGACUUACUGGAGUCUUAUUUAUAUACCUAGUCUCCUUGAUCUGUAUACCUAUGAAUCGAUUCUUCAAUCAUACACUUGUACUAGCCAUAAACUUAAAGAUUAAUGAUGUCCGUAGCACGCCUAGCCCGUUUAUAUAACAUUUGAAUUAAAAUUAUAUCUGCAU
Talaromyces proteolyticus is the source of this 2283-nucleotide messenger RNA. RefSeq names its product putative fumarate reductase Osm1. Gene Ontology annotation, molecular function: oxidoreductase activity; FMN binding. The record is from RefSeq and is a predicted model, not a curated record. Lineage: Eukaryota; Fungi; Ascomycota; Eurotiomycetes; Eurotiales; Trichocomaceae. The transcript has 5 exons. The coding region runs from base 132 to 2024 and encodes 630 amino acids.